Molecule: messenger RNA, 2553 nt
Organism: Heterobilharzia americana
Lineage: Eukaryota; Metazoa; Platyhelminthes; Trematoda; Strigeidida; Schistosomatidae
Source: the annotation of a GenBank genome assembly
AUGACUAAAGAAUGCCUACAAUGGGAAGAAGCAUUAUCUCAAUGGCGAGCAGUUUUCGCCAAUCCAGGUCCAAAUCCAUGGUUGAAUUCAACGCACAAUAUGCAUCCAUCUAUCAUAUCGACUGGUUCAUCAGUUGUCAACUCAUCUAUGGAUGAUAGUUCCAAUGGUUUCAAUUCAGAUAAUCAUACAAAUCUAUUAUCUCUGCCUGAUAUCCAAGAUCUUUGGCAUGAUGAUCGAGCUAGGCCUGUCAACCUUUGUGAAGUAUCAUUUCGUUUGGCUAUCUGUGAAUUCGAGUUGUGCUUUGCAACAUGCCUUGCUGACUCCGAAGCUCAAUUGGUUAGUGUACUAACCGAUGCACAAUAUCGCUUAAAUUGGUAUUCAUUGAAAUUAUUAUCGGAUCCGACAACAAUAUAUCCAAAUACACCAGCUAGAUUUUUAAACAAUCAUUCUAAUACUUCUGAUAACAAUAUCAAUGACAAUAGCAAUAACAACAACAAUAAUAAUCAUCAUCAUAAUGAUGAUAAUAAUAACAUUCAAAAUGGUACAGAUGAUAAUUUCAGUCAAUUUUUAAACAAUCAUGAUAAUUCAACGGGUGUCUGUGAUCUCAGUGAUUCAUGUUCUAUAUAUCCUAAAUUAAUUGAAAAUAUGCCCAAUUCUCCAUUCAUUUUAUCAACAUCGAAUACAUCAGAUCUAUCGUCUAGUGUAGAACAUCGCCCAGAACGUAAUCGUCUAUGGCAGAGUGUUCGACAAUCAAUGUCAAAAUUUCGUUCACAUUUUAUGCGUAAUAAUAAUAUCAGAUCAUCGACAAGUGCUCUACUGAACACACGUACACAUCAAUAUCGUUUUCGUGAAACGUUAGUAACUAUACCCUUGACAAAUCAUAUUACAGAGGAUAAUACUGACAAUAGCAACAUUAAUCAUACCACUAAUAAUAACAAUAGUGAUGAUAAUAAUGAUAAUAAUAAUGGACUUCAUCAUACACUCAAUACAUUCCUCCAAACACCGACGUCUGAAUGCGAGAGAUCCUCAACCUCCUAUACUAUGAAUAUGAUGGAGAACCAAAAGGGUCUAGGCAUAGAUACUCCUUUGUAUAAUCACAAUAGACGGUUUAAUCAUCAAAAAUAUCAACCUAACAGAGAAUCUCGUGAUUCAGCAUCGAUUUUAAGUAGCUUCCCUGUAGCAAUAGAGUUUGACGUCGACAUUAAUAAAGAACCCUGGUUUCAUGGUGUCUUACCUCGAGCUGAAGUAGAACGCCUUUUACAGAAUCAAGGAGAUUUCCUUGUUCGUCAGACAAGUAAACGUGCCAGUGGACGAGAUACAUUAACCGCUGCCAAUUGGAAUGGAAUCAAAGAUGAUAUGAUGAAUGGUAAUCAUAAUGAAGUAACUUUCAAUAAAGAUAUCAAUACUGAUGGAACUGUUUUACGUAUGGUUUUGUCUGUAUACUGGCAUGGUCACAGACAUUUCAUACUUUACGGUGGAGCAGAUUCCGGUGAAGGUUGGCAUUUAGAAGAUGGACAUUUCUCCACAAUAAGAGAACUAGUUGAAUAUCACAUGAAAACUCAAACUCCAGUGACUGCGAAAUCAGGAGCUUGUCUUAUUACACCGAUUUCAAGACCUGAUUGGGAAUUAGACAAUCGAGAUAUACAAUUGUUACAAAAAAUUGGCCAGGGUAAUUUUGGUGAUGUUUAUCGUGGUGUUUACAAUGGUUGUGAAGUUGCAGUGAAAACUUGUCGUGUCGAUAUGACUGCAUCUGAUUUACGUAGAAAAUUUCUUCAAGGUGAAACAACUGCGUUAAACUUUAACCAUCCAAAUAUCGUGAAAUUAGUUGGUAUAGCUGUACAGUCUUAUCCAAUCAUGAUUGUGAUGGAAUAUGUUCCAGGAGGUUCUCUUUUGAGUCAUCUACGUAAAUCGAAAAAUGCCCUAUCUGUUAUGAAGUUACUUCAGAUGAGUUUAGAUGCUGCCAGUGGAAUGAGUUACUUAGAAAUGAAAAAUUGUAUCCAUCGUGAUUUGGCAGCACGAAAUUGUUUAAUUUCUGAUGAUGGUCAAUUGAAAAUAGCAGAUUUCGGGAUGUCCAGAGAAGAACAUAUUUAUGAAUUGAGUGAUAAACGUGGUCAAAUCCCUAUCAAAUGGACUGCUCCUGAAGCUCUUCGCACAGGUCGAUACACUAUAAAAUGUGAUGUCUGGUCAUAUGGUGUUCUUUUAUGGGAGAUAUUCACAUUUGGUGAUAUCCCUUAUCGAAAUUGGUCGAAUCAACAAACAAGAGAUAUGAUUGAAUCCGGCUAUAGAUUACCUGCACCAGAUUUAAUGCCUGUCUGGUUGCGUACAAUAAUGAAUCAUUGUUGGAAUGAUGAACCAGAGAAUCGUCCUAGUUUUAUGCAUAUUUCUAAUGAAAUAAAAAUACCUAAUAUUAAUUCUUUUACACCGAAUAUGCAUAGAUCUAUAGAUAAUCAACAGAAUAAAAUAGUUGACAAUACUACUGAUAAUCACGUGAAUACAUCAACUGCUUGUCGACUAACUGUAUCCAUUAAAGAUAAACGUAUUAGAGAGAAUUAG